AGAGAACCUAAUCACCACCGGAGAAAUUUAACCGCAAAUCCCAAAUCUUUCUUCUCCGGCCAGCCAAGAUGAUAGCUUACCUGGAGUGCUUCGUCCAAGAAAAUGAAAACGACGCCGAAUCCCGGCCAUACGACGUCGUCUCCGGCCUCCGCGGGGCCCUCGACCUCCAAGGCACCAUCGACUGCGGCGACGCAGCCGAACAAGCCGCCAAAGACUUCGGCGGGAUGAACUCCCUCGCUCCUCUCGCCUUGGUCCGUCCCGCCGGCGCCGCCGACGUUGCGAGCGUGGUGCGAGCGGCGGCGAAUCUGAACCUGACGGCGGCGGCGCGCGGCAACGGCCACUCCAUCAACGGCCAGGCCAUGGCGGAUCGAGGCCUGGUCCUGGACAUGCCGGCCAUGGAGGACCAUUUCCAGGUGGUGAGGACGAGCAGCACCUCCGGCUACGCUGACGUGUCGGGAGGGGCAUUAUGGGAAGACGUGCUGAAACGGUGCGUUCGGGAUUACGGCAUGGCGCCGAGGUCGUGGACGGACUACCUCAGCUUAACGGUCGGCGGCACUUUAUCCAACGCUGGCGUCAGCGGCCAGGCUUUCCGUUACGGACCCCAAACCUCGAACGUAACGGAGCUUGAAGUCGUUACGGGGAAGGGCGAGACUUUCGUGUGCUCGGAAGAGGAAAACUCGGAGCUCUUCUUUUCCGUUCUUGGCGGGCUAGGCCAGUUCGGCAUCAUCACCAGAGCUCGAGUACGCCUCCAGCAAGCCCCGGACAUGGUGAGAUGGAUAAGGCUGGUGUACACCGAGUUCGACGCCUUCACUCGCGACGCCGAGUCGCUCGUCACUCGCCCCCACGACGACGGAGAGUCAUUCGAUUAUGUGGAAGGCUUUGCCUUUAUGAACAGCGAUAACCCGGCGGAUGGGCUCCCCUCGGUUCCUCUACACCCGGACCAGGUGUUCGACCCGACCCGGCUGCCUCAAGAAGCUGGAUCAGUACUCUACUGUCUCGAGCUCGCUCGUCACUACCGGAGCUCUGACCACCUCUCAGCUGUUGACAAGGGCGUGAACAGGCUGCUGGAAGGCCUAGGAUUCGUGGAGGGAUUGGAGUUCCAAGUGGACCUCGGAUACGAGGAGUUUCUAUUGCGUGUGAAGCAGGCAGAGGAGCACGCAAAGGCCAGCGGCAUUUGGGACGCUCCCCACCCUUGGCUGAACCUGUUCGUGUCAAAAUCGGACAUCGCCGAUUUUGAUCGGGUGGUGUUCAAGGAGAUCCUUAAAGACGGCAUUGGUGGCCCAAUGCUCGUCUAUCCUCUUCUGUGUAGCAAGUGGGAUGCGCGGACGUCUGUUGUGCUACCGGAAGGCGAGAUCUUCUACAUUGUGGCGUUGUUGAGGUUCACUCCGGCAUACCCGAAAGGCCCGUCGUGUGAGAGUCUAGUUGCUCAGAACCAGGAGAUUGUGCAAUAUUGCAGGAAGAAAGGUUUGGACUUUAAGUUGUAUCUGCCGCAUUAUCGAUCGCAAGAGGAAUGGAAGCGGCACUUCGGGAAUCAAUGGAGCAGGUUCGUCGAACGGAAGACUUGCUUCGAUCCCAUGGCAAUUCUCGCUCCCGGGCAGAAAAUUUUCCCGAGAAGUAAUCCCAAACCCUAGCUAGAUAUAGAGCAAAUAGUCAUCAUUCAGGUUUAUUCGGUGUAAUUUUUUCUCCUCUUUUGUAUUGUGCUGGUGGGUCAGUACCAUUGUUGUUAUCAAUCGAAACAAUUCGACAAAGAAGCUAGCCGUUGGCAGCAAAUUAAUAUAAAGAAAUUAGUUUGAGCA
Fragaria vesca subsp. vesca is the source of this 1796-nucleotide messenger RNA. Its product is annotated as cytokinin dehydrogenase 7-like. Gene Ontology annotation, molecular function: cytokinin dehydrogenase activity; FAD binding. The transcript has 4 exons. Gene Ontology annotation, biological process: cytokinin metabolic process. The coding region runs from base 69 to 1631 and encodes 520 amino acids. The record is from RefSeq and is a predicted model, not a curated record. Lineage: Eukaryota; Viridiplantae; Streptophyta; Magnoliopsida; Rosales; Rosaceae.